AUGGAGGCAGCAACAAAUACUUUAAGAUCAAUGUUUCCAAAGAGUUCAGCAGACCAAUGUGUUUCUGCAUUAAAAGUUAAUAAUUGGGAUUUAAGUGCAACUAUUGACUAUAUGUUAGCACAAACUGCAACUGAGGAACAACAAGUUCAACAACAAGUCCAACAACAAGUUAACCCUUCAAUUCCACCACCACCACCACCACAAACAAUUCCACCACCAUUACCAGCCAAUGUAAUUGAAUCUGAAGAGGAUAAAUUAUUAAAAGAAUUUUUAUUCCUUGAACAACAAAUACACAUUAAUAGAAUUCCAACUCCACCACCAUACAAUCCUUCAACAAACAACAUUAAACCAUCAAUUGCUGUAGUUGAAAAGGUUGAGCCAAUUUCAAUUCCACCACCACCUCCACUACCACAACCAAUUGUUCAUGAACAUCAACCACAACAAGAACAACAACAAGAACAACAACAAGAACAACAAGAAAAACAAGAGGAAGAACCAAAAACUAGAGAAAAUAAUAGUUUAUUAAGAAAUAUUACAAAUACUCUUAAAGAAUUGGAAAAUGAAGUUAGAAAUUUAGUUAUGGAAAAGAAACCACAACCAAAUGUUGUUGAAACUGUUGAAACUACUGAAACCGUUAUCUCAAAUAAUAACAACAACAAUGACAAUGUUGAAAAUAUUGCUCAAAAUAAUAUCGAACAAUUAGUUGAAAAAGUUGAACAAGAACAACAAGAACAAGAAGAAGAACAAGAAGAAGAACAAGAAGAAGAACAAGAAAAUAAUGAAAACAAUAAUAACAACAAUAGUCAAAUACCAAAUGAAGUUAAAGUUGCAAUCGAUCAAUUGGAAUCAUUAUUUAACUCUUCAUUAGAAAAAACUGAAAAGAUUUUAAAUGAAUUAAAAGAAGAAAUUACAAGUUGGAAAAUUAAAGAUAAUGUUAAAACUUUCACCGUUACCGUUAGAAAUGAAUUAUCUGAUAUGUUGGCCUCUUUAGCAAACUAUAUCUCACCAGAACAAACUCAAGUUCAAAUUCAAAGAAAGGAAGCAAAAAGACAAGAAUUAGAGAAUAAAUUAAAAGAAUUAAAGGAACAUAAUAGAAAUUUAGAAGAGGAAAGAAGAAUUGCAAUUGAAAAGAUUGAAAAUAAAUAUAAACAACAAACAACAACUACAACCUCUUCUGGUAAUCAAAUUCCACCACCACCACCAUAUCCAGAAGAAAAUUCUGAACAAUAA
Messenger RNA from Dictyostelium discoideum AX4, 1230 nucleotides. RefSeq lists its product as hypothetical. The transcript has 2 exons. NCBI's taxonomy places the organism in Eukaryota, Evosea, Eumycetozoa, Dictyosteliales, Dictyosteliaceae. Bases 1 to 1230 code for a protein of 409 amino acids. The record is from RefSeq and is a predicted model, not a curated record.